Etheostoma cragini (Arkansas darter) is the source of this 5582-nucleotide messenger RNA. RefSeq names its product inactive phospholipase D5-like. Gene Ontology annotation, molecular function: catalytic activity. The coding region runs from base 644 to 2500 and encodes 618 amino acids. The transcript is spliced from 10 exons. NCBI's taxonomy places the organism in Eukaryota, Metazoa, Chordata, Actinopteri, Perciformes, Percidae. The record is from RefSeq and is a predicted model, not a curated record.
CCCACGCUGUGCACUGGGGAUGCCUGAAUCUGUGGAAGUCCUGAUCAAAGUCCCCGGUCUGCUGAGAGCAGAGCCUAACAGCUCUGUGCUCAGUUAAAACCCAGUCCAGCCUUGCUCAGCAAAUAUCUCUGCAUGAAGGUGAAGCCCUGCUUACUGGAGACACACUGGAAGAGGAUUUUCCUCCAGCCUGUGGACAUUUGCCAAUAGUGGUGAAGAAAAGGAUGCUGCUUCUUUAUGAACACAGGGGUAUUGUGAAAAUGGAAGCUAUGUGGUGAUGCCUUUAAGGAAUGCAAAGCUUCAAACUUAGAUCUUGUGUGUUUUGGUCAAUUUUUGGUUAAAAAAAAGCUUUGUGAUAUUUUUUCCAUAUUUUCAACGUCCUGUCAGAUGACUCUCCACUGGAGCAGAAUGCUUGCAAAAAAUUGCUUGGAAGAAAAACACAACCUUUUGCCAGACACUUUACAAGUAUAUUCAUUUUUUCACCAUGUACAAAGGAAGUAAAAAGUGCGGUCAGCCUAAAUGUGCACAAUGCAUAUCAAAGAGGAAGAGUUUGCAUCAGCUACUAACAGAAGAUCGACAAUCUAAUUGACUCUUUUUUUGUUACCAAGACUGAGGGACCAUCCACCCACCCAUCCAUCUGGCUAUAAUGGAGCUACGAGGGACCCGUGGGACAAUGGGCCUGGACUCACGGGUUCAGGGGUUGGGGUUCGGCAUGCCACCCAUCGGGGUUCCAGCCAGCUCCAUAUUAACAGCAGUGCAGCAUCAGGACUACUCAGCCGCCAUCUGGCUUCGCAGGAAGGACAAACUGGAACAUUCUCAGCAGAAGUGCAUUAUGAUCUUCGCCUUGGUGUGCUGCUUCGCCGUACUGAUGGCGUUGAUUUUCUCAGCAGUGGACUUUUGGGGCGAGGAUGAAGAUGGAAUCACAGAGGAGAACUGUAGCAGGAACUGCAGAGUAGUUCUUGUGGAGAACAUCCCAGAAGACAUCUCCUUCAUAGACAAUGGAACAUCACACCUCCCUCUCUCAGUGGGGCUGUACAACUUACUGGACCGCGCUAUCCGGGUCGUAGAGAUAGUUUCCCCGCUGUGGCUCCUCAACUCCUCUGACUAUGAAUCCAGCUUCCAGCCGGCUGCCAGACAGGGCAGGGCUCUGCUGUCUAGGCUGCAAGGGCUGAAAGCUAAAGGAAUCCAGCUGAAGAUCUCCAGCGGGAUGACCGACUCGACUGAGCUUGGGAUGCUCGCCAAACACAAUGCUGAAGUCCACUAUGUGAACAUGACAGCUCUGACCAAAGGUCAACUCCACUCCUCCUUCUGGGUGGUCGACAGAAAACACUUCUACAUCGGCAGCGCCAGCAUGGACUGGAGAUCCCUUGCCACUAGGAAGGAGCUGGGUGUGUUGGUGUACAACUGCAGCUGUCUGGCUCUGGACCUCCACAGAGUGUUCAGCCUCUACUGGGGGCUCCAGUAUAGAGACUUCAUCCCAUCCUUCUGGUCCAAGCGCCUUUUUGCCCUCUUCAACAGGGACACACCACUGGAGUUCACUCUCAACAGCACAAAGGCUCAGGCCUACGUCUCUAGCUCCCCAGAUGUGUUCAUCCCUAAAGAUCGUAGCAGUGAUCUUGAAGCCAUUUCCAGGGUCAUCCAGGAGGCCCGCCACUUCAUAUAUAUCUCUAUAAUCGAUUACCUGCCCCUCCUCAGCCGCAACGCUCACAGGUACUGGUCCCGUAUUGACGGUCUUAUCCGGGAGGCUCUGAUCCUGAGAAAGGUCCGGGUCCGUCUCCUGAUUAGUUGCUGGGAAAAGACUCAUCCACUUACUUUCAACUUCAUCUGGUCCCUGAGGAGUCUGUGCAUGGAGCAGGCCAACUGCUCAAUGGAAGCUAAGAUUUUCAAUGGCAGAGUCCAGAGGGAUGGCAGUGUCCAGGGAAUAAACCACAACAGGUUCAUGGUGACAGACAGAUCCAUUUAUUUAGGUAACCUUGACUGGGUGGGGAAUGAGUUUAGCUUUAAUGCAGGAGCAGGACUCGUGAUCAGUCAGCCAGAAGGCAUCGAGGAGAGGAACUCCACAGUGGUGGAGCAGCUACGGGCUGCAUUCGAGAGGGACUGGUUUUCAAGUUACACCCGGUCCUUGCAGGCCAAUAAGAUCCCUGUCUGCAACAAGCCCCAGAUCAAAAGGCUGGUCCCACUCAAAACUAGCCACUUAGACAAUGGACCAGUGGUCAUGAGAACAGGCCAGCAUGAUAACAAACCUGCACCAAUGAGACACAAUCACAAAGAUGAUGGACAGAAGUACACUGAUGACAGACUAAGCAAAGUUAGUCGCCAUGGCAAGGCCAAUGGACUGGUGCCAAUUAUAGACAGUUACCAAGAGAGGGGACGAGUCGAAAUGAGUCACCUUGAUAACAGGCAGGUAGAAAUCAAAGGUAAUUACGAUGACAAUCCAAAAGAACCAUCCAGUCAGUCAGCUGAGAGCAGCGGCAGCAGAGAGCUUUUUAACAGGUCCCUGUGACCACAAAGCUUGAUGUGUUUGUUUUCACUGAAUUAUGACAACUACUCUCUUUCAGUAGCAAUGGACUUAACUAACUGGGUCUUUGUAGCAUUUUAUUGAUGCCAUUUUGAAGAAAACAAAAACUUUUAAGAUUUAAGUAAUAACUGAUUUGCAUCAUUUGCCCGGUACUUGAUCAUGUUCAUGGAAGAACUCAGGAAGGAAAGGGAACGCUCCACUGCAGUCUGGCACUUUUGAUGGAUUCUUUUUAGGAAUGAAACCAAAACAUUUUGAUUUGAAAGCAACAUUGAUUUAUACACUGUAAUAAUAACUUACAACCUUACUAUUAAUGUAAGUUUUUUCUCUCCUUGUUGAGAUCCUGUCAAAAUAACGAAAUCUUGCAAUCUUAUUGAUUGCCUUAUUAUUGUAUGUCACUUUAGAUGUUUGUCAUAAAUGAUCACCCUUUAAAAGGGAGAAAUCACGCCUGCAUGCCUACGCAGAGAUGGAAAGCAGUGCAGCACAUGUAGCUACACUAGCAACAUUUAUCACUAAAGAUGCACUCCAAAGUAGCAGAAGACUUACAACACAGCUUUACUUUACAUGUUGUGGAUCUCUCAUUGCCUCUGUAAUAAUUGGUUGUGGAUAAUUCUGCCUCAUGUCAGUAGUUUGUGCAUCUCCAGCAUUCUUCUAAAUAGGUUACUGUGCAUUCAAAUGUUUACUUAAAACUCCAAACACAUGUAUUACCACUGAUAACUUCAGAUCUUCAGAUUUAUUCUAAUGUCAAAUAAUAGUAAGAGAAAACAACCUUAUGUGUCUGUAUUAACACAGAUCCCUAAGGGGUUUUAAACGUUUGCACUGAGUCAAAAUUGCAAUUUAAUUUCCACUCACAAGAACACCGAUAACAUUGCCAUCAGUCCUGCAAUAGAAACAACCACAUGACUAAUUUUGAGUGCUGACCCACAGUUCAGGAGCUUAUCAAAUCAUGUCCACAAUGUUUUAAUCUCAAUAUCUAAGAUCUAAAGUAUUCUUCCAAAUGCUAUGUUGUGUGUUAUUGGACAAAAGGAGCAGUUCACUUAGAAGAAGGGGCCAGAGGGUCUCUGCUGUCAAAUCAAUACAAUGAAUUUUUAACAGAGCUUGACAGUUGCAGUUGCAGCAGUUUAACCUCAAGGACAUUGUUUCCUCUAGCGGCAUGCCUGUGACUGAAUGUAUAUUACCUUUACUGUGUGGAGCUAAACAUAUGUGAUUGCUAGUAAAAAACAACUAAUUUACUUUUGACUAAAAGCUAACUAACAAACAUUCCUUUGCAUUUUGAAUGAUUGCAUGUCAGUUUAAGACCUUUACACACUAUUUGCUGUACGUUUAUAAUGUAGGAUAAUUUUUUUAACUUCCAGGCCAUAAAUCAAGGAAACAGGAAAAUAUUUCCAGAGAAAGGCACAUAGUGAUGUCUUCAUCACCAAUUCGCAGGGUCUUAUGGUACCACUAUGGUAGCACUUUAAUGUGAAGGGUAUAAUGAGUGCUUUCUCUGAGUUCACUGAGCAAGAAGAAUAAUUGCACACAUUAUUUCUUCCAGAAAACUAAAUUUGUGUUGAGAAUGCAUAGAAGGUUUAGCUGUAACCAUAAAGAAUCAGGCAGUCAUCUGUGCUAAAAUUAUAUAUCACUUGAUUUUUGGUGGAUAUCAUUUGAUGGUAUUCUAUUUCUGUAUUUUCUGCCUACAUUUCUUGUACUACAGGUCCAAUUAAGCCACAACACAGACUUAGUCCGGUCUUGCAGUGAGUCAAAACAGAUGUGGACAGGACACACAGCGCUUGACAAUUGUAUUCUGGUCAUGAUGGAUAACUCCUGCCAUCUAGAGGAUGUCUUGAGAAAGAAUAUUUCUUUUCACACUUAAUUGCUGCAAAUUGACAUGAUAGUUUUUAGUUUUUUUUUUUAGAUCAGUCUUGAUCAAGAAUAUAUGCUGGUUUAAAUCUACUGUUUAUAUGCCAAUUCUUAUCAAAUGUAUAAAAGGCAGCGACAUGGAACUUUUAGUGGUUUUACUGCAAACAUUUGAAGUGAAAUGCUGUCAUACGAUACGUUGAUACUAUAUUAUUUGCAGAGUAAUGUAUGACGUUUAUAGUGUUAAAAUAUAAGUCAAAAUAAUGUAAUAAGAAUAACAGUUCCAUGUUAAAUUUUAACAUCAAACUAAAAACAAUAUACCUUCCUGUAGUAUGUGCCCUAACCAGUCUCUGUUUGUGCAAGACACAGGCAUUAAUUCAUCCAAAAACUGAAUCUUUUGUGACAUAUUAUAUAUGAAGCACACAAUCAAUAAUAUGAAGAACACAAUCAUCUGUUUAAUUUGUAAAACCCUCUCUCCACACAGAGUGCAUAGAACUUGAGCAUUAUCUAAAUAAUAAUGUCCACAUGUUUUCAUGUCAAGUACCACUUCAACACACUGUAUUGCUUGUAAUCUGACAGCUGGUCAGACUCAGCACUUCAUGCUGCUAUUACCUAUGAUUGUCACAUUGGGGACAGGAAUGUCUCUGAUGUACCCUGUACCCAAGGCUAUGUGUUUAGUUGUUCUUUAACUAUUUUGAUAAUUCAAAACAGUGACUAUUUUCUAGUUAGCAGGGACCAGGACUAACCCUUUAAUCAGAAACAAUUUACAAUCUGCUACAUGCAAAUUACAUAAUCCAAGCAAACGCAGUAGGAAUGUUUCUGUGUCACCUGUCCGUCUGUCCAUUCCUAUAGUAAGCUUGAGCAAUGUUCACUGAAUCCUCUGUGAAAAUUACUGUUUUCCUGCAGUCAGAAGGGUAGAUGGGUUUGAGGUAGCUGCAAAGUUGAACAGACGGAAGCACUACUCCUAUUUAACUACUCACUGUAAAAGUGUUUUAAUGUCGCCUACCUUUAUUCUAUUGAACUGUUUCGGCAUGACUGCUGCUUGCAUGCCUUGCCUUUAUGAACUGUUCACAGUAGCUAUGAACCUUUCUAGAGAUAUUGAUAACAAUGAAAGCGUAUACCUUUAAAAGAAAUACAGAAGGAAUGUAUAUUUAUUGAUUACUCUGGUUAAUGUACACUACUGAAUUAUAUGACUGCUAUGUUUUUACUCUUAAUAAAAAAAUGAGUUCUCUUA